AUAAGCAACGACUUGCCUUUCAACUCAGGCAGCAAAUGGGUUUAUGAAUGCAUAGGAAAGAGAAAACGAGGUCCCACUAAUCGGAGAGGAUGAAAUUACAGAUACCAAAGAACAGCACCCAGGCAGAAGCCCGCCAAAAUGCCAGCAAUCACCACCUCUUCAUCUUCAAUAACAACCCAACUUCCUCGCCUAUCUCCUCCUCCUCCUCCGCCGUCCUCAAUAACACAUGCCCCUCAAAACCUUCAUCAUUCUUUUAAACCCGUAUUCCGCCGCCACCUCCUUGUCCUUGCUUCCCUCUCUAUCUCCCCUCUUCUCAUACCAGCAGCCACUGCCCGUGGCCUCUUCCAAAUGCCCCCCGUCCGCCUCACCAACCGGUACUAUUUGGUGAGAGCUGGGGAAUCUGAAUUUGAGAGCCUCGGGAUUAUCAACACGAAUCCAGUUGCAAAAACAUCGGUUGAUAGCGGUUUGUCAGAGAAAGGAAAGAAGCAGACUGUGAAGGCUGCUUUAGAAUUGAAGGCAAUGGGAGCUUGUGAUAAGGGUUGCUGGAUUUGGCCCUCCAUUACUCAGAGAGCUUACCAGGCUGCAGAGAUUAUAGCUGCAAUUAAUGGAAUCAGCAGGAGUUUUAUAGUUCCAGAGUACAGCUUCCUCGAUGCUCGUGGAUUGGGAGCUUAUGAGGGCAAGAACUUGGAAGCUCUUUCAGAAGUGUAUGAAUCAGAUACUGUUUCUCCGAGAAACAAGCCUCCUCCAAUUGAUGAUGGCACCCCAAAUGAGAGUGUUGCAGACGUAUUUGUCCGUGUGACCCAACUUAUGUCCAUUCUUGAAACCCAAUAUUCUGGGGAAACAAUCAUUAUUGUCUCUCCAGAUUCUGACAAUUUAUCAAUUCUACAGGCUGGUUUAGUUGGACUUGAUCUUCGAAGGCACAGAGAUCUUUCAUUUGGUCCUGGGGAAGUCAGAUUCGUUGAUACCAAUAGCAUACCUACUUAUAAGCAACCUGCAUCUGCUGUAUAUAAAUGUCUAAACCCACCAGUUUGCAACUGAAAUUAUAUGUUCAUUUAGUUGGGCAAUUUGUUUUUAAAGCAACUGACUUUUUAUUUCUUCUGUAUCUAAUUCAUUUUCACGUGUACCCGAUCCAUUUUUGCGCUUAUGUUGAUAUCCUGUAAAUCAGUUGGAUGAAAUGUUAGCCUUUUCGCUUGUUAAUUUGAACUACAGUACAUGAAGAUGAAAAAGGUUGUGAAGUAUCUACA
Molecule: messenger RNA, 1244 nt
Organism: Manihot esculenta (cassava)
Lineage: Eukaryota; Viridiplantae; Streptophyta; Magnoliopsida; Malpighiales; Euphorbiaceae
Exons: 5
Coding region: 139-1038 (299 amino acids)
Source: RefSeq, a predicted model, not a curated record